Molecule: messenger RNA, 2257 nt
Organism: Hypoxylon fragiforme
Lineage: Eukaryota; Fungi; Ascomycota; Sordariomycetes; Xylariales; Hypoxylaceae
Product: RNA-binding domain-containing protein
Exons: 3
Coding region: 321-1583 (420 amino acids)
Molecular function (GO): RNA binding
Source: RefSeq, a predicted model, not a curated record
UAUGGACAUUUUUAGCAGCCAAGAGGUGGAUUAUCUAUCUUCCUAUGCCCCCCCGAUAGUGAAGGGUCUGAAUCCACCGGAAAGUGUCUAGACAAAGAUCCACCUCCUCAUACAGAUUUCUUGACCGGACGGCUAAGCGCAUAGAGGAUGAAGGUCGAAGGUUAGACCGGCUAUCGGGGCUUGUUGCGAACCACAUGAACGUUACAUGUUUGCUUGGCCACAAUCAUGAUGUUUCAAGCUACAUGAAAUUACUAACUUCCGAUUUUCCAUCCCGUAGUUCAUUGUGAUGGAAUCAAGGCUAAUAAUCUGCGUAUAGGAAAAUGUUUAUUGGUGGACUAAACUGGGAGACAACUGACCAGUCGCUUCGUGAUUACUUCUCGUCGUUUGGCGAGGUAACGGAAUGUACGGUGAUGAGAGAUGGUGCCACAGGCAGAUCACGUGGAUUUGGAUUUCUCACUUUCAAGGACCCCAAGACGGUGAACAUUGUUAUGGUCAAAGAACACUACUUGGACGGAAAGAUUAUCGACCCAAAAAGGGCUAUUCCCCGUGAUGAGCAGGAAAAGACCAGCAAGAUAUUCGUUGGAGGUGUCAGCCAGGAAACGACCGAACCUGAAUUCAAGGAUUACUUCGCCCAGUUCGGCCGGGUCGUCGACGCGACUCUUAUGAUGGACAAAGACACAGGCCGACCAAGGGGUUUUGGGUUUGUCACCUUUGAAAGUGAAGCCGGCGUUGAUGCUUGCCUUAGCACCCACUUAGAAAUUCACGGAAAACCAAUUGAGGUUAAGAAAGCUCAGCCGCGUGGUAAUAUGCGGGAAGAGGAGGAAGCUACGCGACGAGGCAAGUUCAGAAAAGGCGGCAUGGAUGACCAGGGACCCAGCCAGCCUCAGAUGGCUCCCCAGAUGGGCCAGGGAGGCAUGACCCCUCAAGUUAUGGCCCAGUACAUGCAAAGAAUGCAGCAGUACAUGAGCAUGAUGCAACAGCAGAUGGUCAUGAACCGAGGCAUGGGAAUGAGCCCUGGCAUGAUGCAGAUGAUGCAAAUGCAGCAGCUGCAGCAGUUGCAACAGCAAAUGGCCCAAGGCGGUACUCCGAGUUCCCCAAACAACCCAAUGGCAGCGAUGGCCAACAUGAACCCAGCUCUUGUGCAGCAGAUGCAGCAGCAAAUGCAGAAUCAAAUGAUGAGCAACGGUGGUGCUGGCCAGGGCCAGGGGCAAAGCGAUGCAAGCCAACAGGGCUUCGGCGACUUUAACCAGCAGCCCAUGUUCAACAACCAGCGCGGUGGUGGAGGUCGACGUGGCGGCCGAGGUGGGUAUAAUCAGGCCUACGGCGGCAACGUAGGUGGAGCAGACCCAACUUCUUGGGAGGGCAUGUACGACGAUGUGCCACAGCCCAACUUCAAUCAAGGAGGCCGUGGAGGAUAUCGAGGCCGAGGUGGUGGGCAUCAACAAAGCCCAGGCCCCGUCGACCCAAAUCAUGCGCCUCCAGCUAACGCGCCCACGGGCCCCAAGAACGCGGGCAAGCCAGGUGCCAACUAUCGCGGAGGAGGUCGAGGAGGCAGCCGAGGGUUCCAUCCUUAUGGCCGUUAGAAGCGCUAGAAGGGGUCAGAUGCCCCAACGCUCUUUACUCCUGGGACAGUGACGGCUACUGGGAACGUGAAGAGAGAAUCAAGAAUCGACAGGACAAGCUUUCACGAGCUCAUGAGUGGAUGAUAUGUAACCUCAUGAGGAAAAUAUACUUCCAAAAUGGAAAAAAACAACCAUAAUAACCGCCGUUACGAAACGACGGUCUUCUUUUCACGUCGCCUGCAAACAUUUACCAUUUUGCAAAUGGCAUUACUUGCGCCGGCCAUUUCGCUUGUACUCAAUAAACCAAAAACCCACCUACUCAUUCGCACACGGAACUACUGCUAUCCUACAAUUAACACUUCAAGGCAGACAUCGGCAGAGGGAGAAUUUGCAGUAGUUGGCUUUCCCUCAUAUUUACAGAGGCUGAGAGGAUGAGGGCCUCUUGAGGUGUCGAGGAUCGACACCGUAUUUCGGUGGACACGGCACGGGAUCAUUUGGCUUCGCGAGUUCUCUUUAGCCCAUCGUACACGGACGAGAUGGACGAGAUUAAUUGUAUGUAGAUGGACUCGUAAGGCUCUUGUUCAUAGGAAAAUGCGAUACCUGAUCUGCCCCCAUUAGGUAGUACUAUGUAUUGCACAAAUCAACUCUUUGUAUGAUAUUGAUGCCAAACUACCUACCCAUGUGAGAGUGAUAUC